This is a messenger RNA of Trichosporon asahii var. asahii CBS 2479, 1437 nucleotides long. RefSeq lists its product as uncharacterized. The coding region runs from base 1 to 1437 and encodes 478 amino acids. The record is from RefSeq and is a predicted model, not a curated record. Lineage: Eukaryota; Fungi; Basidiomycota; Tremellomycetes; Trichosporonales; Trichosporonaceae. The transcript has 2 exons.
AUGAGCACGACACUGCUAGUGCAUCCGACCUCACUCUCGCUCACGACACUGCCGAGGGUGGGACCCUCGACGGCGCUCCAGUUCCCGACCCGGUUUCCCAAGGGUGCUGAACCGCGGACAGCCAUGUCGCCUGCUGGACACACGUACCUGUGGGCGGACUCUCUGCCUGUCGUCUGGGAAUAUGACUCGAAGGGAAGGCGAGUCGGCGAGAUCAAGCUGACAAGCUCGAGGGAGAGAGUCAAGGCUGUCGGGUGUGGGGAGGGUGUUGUUAUUGCGUCUACGGCGGGAACUGGGAUUUGGAAACGGGUGGAGGGCAAGUGGACCAGGACGACGGAGCUUGAACAGCCACUGCCCUUCCUCGCUCUGACGAAGGCAGGUCUGCUCUACCCCUCUCCCGAAGGACUCACUCUCCACCCCCUCGACUCCUCCACUCCCACGACCUUCUCCCUUCCCUCCCCCGCAACGCAUAUCUCAGCAUCCAAAACCGGCCGCGUGGCCAUCUGUUCCGGCACGGAUCUGCACUUCCUCACCCUCUCGACCGGGGACGUCUCGACCGUCUCCCUUCCCGAACCCGUUGACUCCAGUACAUGGAUAGACGGCUCGAACGUUGCCGUCCGCGCCUCGGGCCGGCUGUACCUCGUCACCUCCGAGGGAGACGUGAGCGAGACCUCUCUCGACCCCGUCCUGAACAUUCACGUCCUGCCGCCCAAGCGUCGUCCCUGCUCCCGCGCCAGUAUCAGCACAAUCGGGGGUGGAAACGUCUUAGGCGAGUCCUCGGCGCCGAACAGGCCCGACCGCCGCGUGUCCGACAUUGCGCACAGCGCCGUGUCGGGCGAGAAAGGGGAUAAGCGGCGGCUAGUGUCCGCCCCAGCGCUGCCGGCCAUUGAACGACUGAGAAGUGAGAACGGAACGGCUAAGGAACGCACGCCGAAAGCGACGCCGAAGAAUACACGCAGCAGCCCGCAAAGUGUCCGUACCGGCGGAACAGUAAGGAUCCAGCCUCUCGACCCGCAGGCGACGCGCAUGGGCGCGGUGAUCGAGGAGACGGCGUCGAUUGCGUCGAGUCCCGCGGGAUCGGUGGCCUCGCGCCGCGUCUCGGGCGACUGGGCCACGCCCACAUCUCACCCUGCCCCAGGCCACUCCCCGCAUCCCUCCCUCUCCGCCCCGACGCAGGCCGCACAGCUCGAGUCGCCCGUAUCCAUCACGGACUCUUCCAGCAAUGGAUAUCCCGAGGGCUCGGGAGGCAUCAGCGUCGUCGCAUUCGAAGAGAUGCGGCGCGAGAUUGCAAACCUCCAACUGGACAUGCUCCGCAUGGGCCGAGGACUCAAGAAUGAGAUUCGCGCGGCGGUUAGCCCUCUCGUCGAGGAGAUUAGGGCCAAUCGGGAGGUUAUUGCGAAGCAGAGGGAGGAGAUUGAGCGGCUUAGGAGGGGAUACUAA